This is a messenger RNA of Symbiodinium sp. CCMP2592, 4803 nucleotides long. The record is from the annotation of a GenBank genome assembly. NCBI's taxonomy places the organism in Eukaryota, Dinophyceae, Suessiales, Symbiodiniaceae.
AUGCCUGUCCCAGGUUGGACUAAGAUGUCGGAGGAGCAGCGCGAGCUGGCGAGGGACUGGUAUAGCCGCGGGAAGAAGCCAUCCGAGAUAGCUGAGCUGCUAGGUAGGGACACCUCGACCAUGGCACGGCUUCUGUGUAUGCAGAAACAGCCGAAGAAACAGGGCCGGCCAAAAGCCUUGACCACGGCACAGGUCGACUUGCUCGAGCGGCGGCUGGAUGAGCUGAUCGUGAAGGUGGACGGCGCGACUACCAUCACCGUCGAGACCUUGAAGAAGGCGACAAAAUCCAAGGCAAGCACGCAAUGCAUCUUGCAUGCACUGCACAAGCGGAACAUUUACUUCCGCAAGCUUCGGGAGAAGCCUGUGCUGACGCCUGCGGAUAUCCGAGACAGGUAUGCGUUCGCGAAGAAGUAUCGUGGCAAAUCGAAGCAGUGGUGGCUUAGCAAUGUGCAUGCGUUCAUCGACGGGAAGCACUUUCAGGUUUACCUGACUGGAGCUGAACGUGUGCGUGCCGCCAAGCACGUCACGUUUGGUGCUUACCGCCGCCCUGGACAAGGUUUGUGCAAAGGCUAUGUGAAACCCAAGGAGGGCAAUCUGAGGCACAACACCGGAGCCAAGGGUGUCUUGCUGCAUGUGGGUGUCGGCGCCGGCAAGGUCAUCUCUGUCCAGGAGGUCGCAGGGCGGUGGAAUGGUAACCCGGCGAGCGUUUUCUACAAGACACUUGCCAAGGACUUGGCUAAGGCAUGGCCUGGUAAGCGCAAGUACACAGUCCUCGAGGACAAUGACCCGACCGGGUACAAGUCUUCGAAGGGUUUGGCUGCGAAGCACGAAGCCCAGAUUGGUGUCCUGGAGAUCCCGAAGCGUAGCCCAGAUCUCUCGGUCUUGGAUUAUGCCAUUUGGAAGGAGGUCAACAAGCGCCUGCGGAAGCAGGAGAAGACGUGGAGUGGCGCCAAGCGUGAGACGCGGCCGCAGUACCUGAAGCGCCUGAAGAGGACCAUCCGCAACCUGCCCAAAGCCUUCCUUGAGGACAGCAUCGGGGACAUGGUCCGACGCUGCAAGCGGCUGUAUGAGUCCAAGGGCUACUUUUUCGAAGAGGCCCGACUGGCUGACCCAGUGACGUUCGCUGCUGUUCUGAGCGAGACUGCUCUGGAAGCCGAAACUCCUCUGAAAGACUUGGCAGACCUCUCCCGCCUCCAAGUUCGGGAUGCCUUGUUGGACGCAGUCGCGCAUCCUGUGCCGGAGGCGACUCCUCGAGGUGGGCGGCCUCGGAGCAAGGUUUUGGAGGUCGUGAAGCUCGUUGUGUUUCUGGAGGAGCCAAAGCACUUCCACGCAGCUCUCAAGCUGAACACUUCAACGCGGUUCAUGCCACUAAAACUCGCGCUGCGGCAGCGGUCUGGCUUGGCCUCGCAUUGGAGCACAACGCACAAGCAGUGGUGGAGUGCCUUGCGCUAUGGUGUUUUCACAACGGAGCGGAAGCCUGUUGUUGACUUCCAACCAGUAGCGUGGCUGAAGAGUCUCGGAAGUUUGGAGGCAAUCCAGGUUGGAGACCGUCCGUGCCAAGAGUUUGUUGUUCCUGGUAGGGAUGCAGUUGUCCUUAACCUCUACGAGGAAUCCCAGGAGCCUUGGAGUGCCACCAUGUGGACCAAGCGGCGCCAACAGGCCGAGGCUGCUGCUGCUGGUGCUGAGGCUUCCGGUGGCAAGAAAGCACGAGUCCCCAAGUUCAACCUCUUGGACUUCACGGCUCUGGCUCUGGAAAAAAAGCUGCUGACUCCAAGUGCAGUGCUAGCUUAUGUGCAGGAGUACGGCUCGCACGCCUGCCAGCUCUUCUGUGUGCGGAACCAGAAGCGGCUUUCUGAACUGAUCGCUGGUGCGGAGCAGUGGCAAGGUGCAAAGCAGCAGCAUGCACUGGAGCAGGAGAGCGACUGGGCAGUAGUGCAGAGACUCGCGCAGACAAGUUGCAGCUGUCAAGGCAGCUGUGAGUGGUCAGAGGCGGCAUGCGACUUCUUCAGCCGCAACCAUGCCACUAUUGACCAGGAGCUGCUUGCAGCCAGCUUAGCUAACGUUAUCUGCCACGGUCCGAGCAAGACAGCCCGUGUCCCCAUGCUAGCCGGCACGACCAAUGCCGGGAAGAGUAUGAUCUUGGAUCCACUUGUCAACGUCUUCGGCCGAAACGCAGUGGACUUUUGCCCAGCCCUCGGAGCAUCGAUGGCCCUGAGUUCGCUGGCGACCAACAAAGCUAUUCGCUUCAUCUACUGGGACGAGUUCUCUCCUACAGAGUUUGCGUCUCGCCCAGCAAGGUCGCCCACAGUGCCUGCCGUGACUUUCAAGAAGCUUUUUGCGGGCCAAAUCUUGCGAAUUCAGGUGAGCCAGUCGCAUCACGAUGGCAAUCCUGAUUUCAAGUGGACGAGAGGUGCAGCACUCACGGCUCCGCUGGAGGGACUGUGGGAUGCAACCUCACCGGUUUCCCGAGAGGAUGUGCGGCAUAUGCAAAGUCGCGUCAUCCAAUUUGAUGCUCAUGUUGCCAUCAAUGGGGCCUUAAAGAAGGUACCACAUUGUUGGACUAAGAUGUCGGAGGAGCAGCGCGAGCUGGCGAGGGACUGGUAUAGCCGCGGGAAGAAGCCAUCCGAGAUAGCUGAGCUGCUAGGUAGGGACACCUCGACCAUGACACGGCUUCUGUGUAUGCAGAAACAGCCGAAGAAACAGGGCCGGCCAAAAGCCUUGACCACGGCACAGGUCGACUUGCUCGAGCGGCGGCUGGAUGAGCUGAUCGUGAAGGUGGACGGCGCGACUACCAUCACCGUCGAGACCUUGAAGAAGGCGACAAAAUCCAAGGCAAGCACGCAAUGCAUCUUGCAUGCACUGCACAAGCGGAACAUUUACUUCCGCAAGCUUCGGGAGAAGCCUGUGCUGACGCCUGCGGAUAUCCGAGACAGGUAUGCGUUCGCGAAGAAGUAUCGUGGCAAAUCGAAGCAGUGGUGGCUUAGCAAUGUGCAUGCGUUCAUCGACGGGAAGCACUUUCAGGUUUACCUGACUGGAGCUGAACGUGUGCGUGCCGCCAAGCACGUCACGUUUGGUGCUUACCGCCGCCCUGGACAAGGUUUGUGCAAAGGCUAUGUGAAACCCAAGGAGGGCAAUCUGAGGCACAACACCGGAGCCAAGGGUGUCUUGCUGCAUGUGGGUGUCGGCGCCGGCAAGGUCAUCUCUGUCCAGGAGGUCGCAGGGCGGUGGAAUGGUAACUCGGCGAGCGUUUUCUACAAGACACUUGCCAAGGACUUGGCUAAGGCAUGGCCUGGUAAGCGCAAGUACACAGUCCUCGAGGACAAUGACCCGACCGGGUACAAGUCUUCGAAGGGUUUGGCUGCGAAGCACGAAGCCCAGAUUGGUGUCCUGGAGAUCCCGAAGCGUAGCCCAGAUCUCUCGGUCUUGGAUUAUGCCAUUUGGAAGGAGGUCAACAAGCGCUUGCGGAAGCAGGAGAAGACGUGGAGUGGCGCCAAGCGUGAGACGCGGCCGCAGUACCUGAAGCGCCUGAAGAGGACCAUCCGCAACCUGCCCAAAGCCUUCCUUGAGGACAGCAUCGGGGACAUGGUCCGACGCUGCAAGCGGCUGUAUGAGUCCAAGGGCUACUUUUUCGAAGAGGCCCGACUGGCUGACCCAGUGACGUUCGCUGCUGUUCUGAGCGAGACUGCUCUGGAAGCCGAAACUCCUCUGAAAGACUUGGCAGACCUCUCCCGCCUCCAAGUUCGGGAUGCCUUGUUGGACGCAGUCGCGCAUCCUGUGCCGGAGGCGACUCCUCGAGGUGGGCGGCCUCGGAGCAAGGUUUUGGAGGUCGUGAAGCUCGUUGUGUUUCUGGAGGAGCCAAAGCACUUCCACGCAGCUCUCAAGCUGAACACUUCAACGCGGUUCAUGCCACUAAAACUCGCGCUGCGGCAGCGGUCUGGCUUGGCCUCGCAUUGGAGCACAACGCACAAGCAGUGGUGGAGUGCCUUGCGCUAUGGUGUUUUCACAACGGAGCGGAAGCCUGUUGUUGACUUCCAACCAGUAGCGUGGCUGAAGAGUCUCGGAAGUUUGGAGGCAAUCCAGGUUGGAGACCGUCCUCCCCCGGAGCCUUGGAGUGCCACCAUGUGGACCAAGCGGCGCCAACAGGCCGAGGCUGCUGCUGAUGGUGCUGAGGCUUCCGGUGGCAAGAAAGCACGAGUCCCCAAGUUCAACCUCUUGGACUUCACGGCUCUGGCUCUGGAAAAAAAGCUGCUGACUCCAAGUGCAGUGCUAGCUGAUGUGCAGGAGUACGGCUCGCACGCCUGCCAGCUCUUCUGUGUGCGGAACCAGAAGCGGCUUUCUGAACUGAUCGCUGGUGCGGAGCAGUGGCAAGGUGCAAAGCAGCAGCAUGCACUGGAGCAGGAGAGCGACUGGGCAGUAGUGCAGAGACUCGCGCAGACAAGUUGCAGCUGUCAAGGCAGCUGUGAGUGGUCAGAGGCGGCAUGCGACUUCUUCAGCCGCAACCAUGCCACUAUUGACAAGGAGCUGCUUGCAGCCAGCUUAGCUAACGUUAUUCUGACCCACGGUCCGAGAAAGAAAGCCGCGGGUCCCCAGCUAGCCGGCACGAACCAAUGCCGGGAAGAGUAUGAUUCUUGGAGCCAUUGUCAAAGUUCUUCGGCCGAGAACGCAGUGGACUUUUGUCCCAGCCCUCGGCGCGCAAGCGAUGGCCCUGAGUUCGCUGGCGACCAAAAAACAAGCUAUUCGCUUAUCUUACUGCGGGACGAGUUCCUAACCCCUCUCCUACCGAGUUGCGUCUGCAGCAAGUAG